Molecule: messenger RNA, 324 nt
Organism: Drosophila eugracilis
Lineage: Eukaryota; Metazoa; Arthropoda; Insecta; Diptera; Drosophilidae
Source: RefSeq, a predicted model, not a curated record
AUGGAUGGCCGCCCUUCUUUGUCGAACCGCCCCUUUCCGCCUUUUAGCCAGGCUAACUGUGUAAAUGGCAAAGCGACAGCAGCAUUUGCUAACUUUGCUGCAGCAGCAACAAAGGCCAAAGCACAGCCAGCCAUCAGCCAACAAAUACUACAUAAAUGUAUCUGUAUCUAUAGCUAUAUCUAUCUAAGCGAUGGCCGUGCAUUGUAUUGCAGUUACGUGCUCGAUGGUCCAGCAAAAUGGCGAAGCGAACAAAAAUCUGUGAAACAAAAUCAACAAAGAAGUCCUAGAAGAACAGCGGGGGUCCUCUCGUUUGGAAAAUCUUGA